This is a messenger RNA of Vavraia culicis subsp. floridensis, 790 nucleotides long. RefSeq lists its product as uncharacterized. NCBI's taxonomy places the organism in Eukaryota, Fungi, Microsporidia, Pleistophoridae. The record is from RefSeq and is a predicted model, not a curated record. The coding region runs from base 1 to 777 and encodes 258 amino acids. Gene Ontology annotation, molecular function: acyltransferase activity, transferring groups other than amino-acyl groups. The transcript has a single exon.
AUGCUUUUACCGAUUCUUGUAGAAUUGUUCAGAGAUAACAACUCGUUUGCACACACCUCGCAGACAUGUUUCAGUUUUAACGAGGUUAAGCGGUACUUUAAUAACGAGCGACUUAAUUUGGAGAAGGUUACAUUUUACAACAACAUGUACGAUAUAGCCUAUUACCGGAUAAAAGAGGAAGAUGGCAAAGAUAAAAAUGAGAAGAGUGAAUCAGAAAAUAAUUCGAAUGUGCACCAUGAAAGUACACGCGAUUCUGCACAGAAAUCACCUAAGGAGAGACUUAUCGCAAACAUACAAAUUAUACACAACUUUUACUACAAAAAAUAUACAAAAUAUGAUGUAUUAGAGCUGUACACCAUUUAUGUGUCUCCUGAUUAUCGUAAUAGAGGAUUUGCCAAGUCAUUGAUUUUUGAGAGCACUAGCAGGUUAAUUAAGCGUUACAACCUUACAAAACCAAUUUUUGCGCUUCAUUUAAAUCCUAAUGAUCCCAUGAUGCACAUUUCUUUUUCAUUUUAUGUCAAUUUGGGCUUUCUUGAUGUGGCAUACGUUAAAGAAGGACCUGAUGAGUUGCAAUUUAAUAUGGAAAAUAUUGACACAAAAUGGGAUCAGAUCCAAAAUAAGCCGGUCACGGGUCACUAUCUGGCCAUGUUUUGUUUCAAUGAGCUAGGGAACGGGAUAAAGGGUGAUUUCAGAGAGCUAGGGGAAAAGAUUCGAGGUAUGCUGUUAGAGUUCAUAAAAAAUAAUGAACCUAUAAAAGAAAAUGACAAUAUUAAAUGAAGCUCGUUUGAUU